Myiozetetes cayanensis is the source of this 14873-nucleotide messenger RNA. RefSeq names its product APC regulator of WNT signaling pathway (gene APC). Gene Ontology annotation, biological process: negative regulation of canonical Wnt signaling pathway; regulation of cell differentiation; cell fate specification. Gene Ontology annotation, cellular component: cytoplasmic microtubule; catenin complex; beta-catenin destruction complex. The record is from RefSeq and is a predicted model, not a curated record. The transcript has 17 exons. The coding region runs from base 225 to 8762 and encodes 2845 amino acids. NCBI's taxonomy places the organism in Eukaryota, Metazoa, Chordata, Aves, Passeriformes, Tyrannidae. Gene Ontology annotation, molecular function: gamma-catenin binding; microtubule binding; beta-catenin binding.
GGGGCAGGGAGGCGGUGAGGAGGGAGCGCGGCUGCCCUGUGAGCACGGGCGCCCCUGCCCCUCCCGCCCCCUCACCGGCCCGGGAACGGGGCGCAGCUCGGCGGAGUCGGCGGAGGAGCCGCGGCGGCGCUGGCGGGGGCAGAGGAAGGCGCACAGUUCUGUUGGGAGAAUCCAUUACUGCACAUAGGAAGCAGUUUUGAAAGAAGGGCUGAGGGCAGCCCAGGAUGGCCGAAGCUUCCUAUGAUCAAUUAUUAAAGCAAGUUGAGGCAUUAAAGAUGGAGAACUCCAACCUUCGGCAGGAGCUAGAGGAUAACUCAAAUCACCUGACAAAACUGGAAACCGAGGCGUCCAAUAUGAAGGAGGUACUGAAACAGCUACAAGGAAGUAUUGAAGAUGAGACAAUGGCAUCUUCUGGACAAAUAGACUUACUGGAACGACUUAAAGAACUGAACUUGGAAGGUACCAACUUCCCUGGAGUCAAGUUAAGGCCAAAGGUGUCUGUGCGUUCCUAUGGGAGCCGGGAAGGGUCUGUAUCGAGCCGUUCAGGAGAGUGCAGUCCAGUUCCCAUGGGGUCGUUUCCAAGAAGAGGCUUUAUGAAUGGAAGCAGAGAAAGCACUGGUUAUUUAGAAGAGCUAGAAAAAGAGAGAUCUCUUUUGCUUGCGGAGCUUGAGAAGGAAGAGAAAGAAAAGGACUGGUAUUAUGCCCAGCUUCAGAACUUGACUAAAAGGAUUGAUAGUCUUCCCCUUACUGAAAAUUUCUCCUUGCAAACAGAUAUGACUAGAAGGCAGUUGGAGUAUGAGGCAAGACAAAUUAGAGCUGCAAUGGAAGAACAGUUGGGUACCUGUCAGGACAUGGAGAAGCGAGCACAGGCAAGGGUGGCGAGAAUUCAACAAAUAGAAAAGGACAUUCUUCGCAUACGACAGCUCCUGCAGUCACAAACAGCUGAUGCAGAGAGAGCACCUCAAAGCAAGCAUGAUGCAGGUUCCCAUGAUACAGAGAGGCAGAAUGAAGGUCAAGGAGCAGCAGAAAUCAGCGCAGCAGCUAGCAGUACUGGUCAGGGUUCUGCUGCUCGAAUGGACCACGAAACAGCCAGUGUUAUGAGCUCUAGUAGUAACUAUUCUGUUCCUCGCAGACUGACAAGUCAUCUGGGUACCAAGGUAACCGAAGAUUACAAACCACAGGUGGAAAUGGUGUAUUCAUUGUUAUCAAUGCUUGGUACUCAUGAUAAAGAUGACAUGUCAAGAACAUUGCUAGCAAUGUCUAGCUCCCAGGACAGCUGCAUAGCCAUGCGUCAGUCUGGAUGUCUUCCUCUCCUCAUCCAGCUUUUACAUGGCAACGAUAAAGACUCUGUCUUGUUAGGAAACUCUCGUGGUAGUAAAGAGGCCCGUGCCAGAGCCAGCGCUGCACUGCAUAACAUCAUUCACUCCCAGCCUGAUGAUAAGCGAGGCAGACGGGAAAUCCGUGUGCUCCAUCUUUUGGAGCAGAUCCGUGCUUACUGUGAAACGUGUUGGGAAUGGCAGGAGGCACAUGAACAAGGCAUGGACCAGGACAAAAACCCAAUGCCUGCUCCAGUGGAUCAUCAGAUCUGUCCUGCAGUGUGUGUUCUGAUGAAACUCUCAUUUGACGAAGAACACAGGCAUGCAAUGAAUGAGCUUGGAGGUUUGCAGGCCAUCGCUGAACUGUUGCAAGUGGAUUGUGAAAUGUAUGGACUCACAAAUGAUCACUAUAGUGUUACCUUGAGGAGGUAUGCUGGAAUGGCUCUGACAAACUUGACUUUUGGAGAUGUGGCAAACAAGGCUACAUUAUGUUCCAUGAAGGGCUGCAUGAGAGCUCUUGUAGCCCAACUGAAAUCUGAAAGUGAAGACUUACAGCAGGUCAUUGCAAGUGUGUUGAGGAAUUUGUCCUGGCGAGCAGAUGUGAACAGUAAAAAGACUCUCAGAGAAGUUGGAAGUGUGAAAGCAUUGAUGGAAUGUGCUUUAGAAGUUAAGAAGGAAUCCACCCUGAAAAGUGUUCUGAGUGCCUUAUGGAAUCUAUCAGCACACUGUACUGGGAACAAAGCUGAUAUAUGUGCUGUCGAUGGUGCUCUUGCAUUUCUGGUCGGCACACUGACGUACCGGAGCCAAACAAACACUUUAGCCAUCAUAGAAAGCGGAGGAGGAAUAUUAAGAAAUGUUUCUAGUUUAAUUGCUACUAAUGAGGACCAUAGGCAAAUCUUGCGGGAGAACAGCUGCCUACAAACCUUGUUACAACACUUGAAGUCACACAGUUUGACAAUAGUUAGUAAUGCGUGUGGGACCCUGUGGAAUCUUUCUGCACGAAAUGCAAAGGAUCAGGAGGCGCUGUGGGACAUGGGAGCCGUCAGUAUGCUAAAAAAUCUCAUCCACUCAAAACACAAAAUGAUAGCCAUGGGUAGUGCCGCGGCCCUGAGAAACCUCAUGGCAAACAGGCCGGCCAAAUAUAAGGAUGCCAACAUUAUGUCUCCGGGAUCAAGCUUGCCAUCUCUUCAUGUCAGAAAACAAAAGGCACUGGAAGCAGAAUUAGAUGCUCAGCAUUUAUCAGAGACUUUUGACAACAUUGAUAAUUUAAGCCCGAAAGCUUCUCACCGUAAUAAGCAGAGACAUAAGCAAAAUAUAUACAGCGAGUAUGUCCUGGAUGCCAGUCGCCAUGAUGAUGGUGUGUGCAGAUCAGAGAGUUUUAAUGCUGGUAACAUGACUGUGCUUUCACCAUAUGUAAAUACUGCAGUAUUGCCUGGAUCCUCCUCUUCCAGUAGAGGAAACACAGAAAGUUCUCGAUCUGAGAAAGACAGAAGCGUUGACAGGGAUCGAACAGUAGGUUUGAACACCUAUCAUCCAGCUGCAGAGAGUACUGGAAACUCCUCUAAGAGAUUAGGAAUGCAGAUUUCUACUGCUGCAGCUCAGAUUGCCAAAGUUAUGGAAGAAGUAACAAGCAUGCACAUUCCACAAGAAGACAGAAGUUCUGGUUCCACUUCUGAAAUGCACAGUUUGACUGAAGACAGAAAUGCCCCAAGGAGAUCAACCACUGCCCAUACUCACUCAAAUACAUACUUCCCUAAAUCUGAGAAUUCAAACAGGACGUGUCCUGUGCCUUACACAAAAAUGGAAUACAAAAGAGCUUCAAAUGAUAGUUUAAAUAGUGUGAGCAGCAGUGAUGGCUAUGGCAAAAGAGGCCAAAUGAAACCUUCCAUUGAAUCCUACUCCGAAGAUGAUGAAAGUAAAUUCUGUAGUUACGGUCAAUAUCCGGCUGACUUGGCACACAAGAUUCACAGUGCAAAUCAUAUGGAUGACAAUGAUGGAGAACUAGACACUCCUAUUAAUUAUAGUCUUAAAUACUCAGAUGAACAGUUAAAUUCUGGAAGGCAGAGUCCCUCUCAGAAUGAAAGAUGGGCAAGGCCUAAGCAUGUAAUAGAUGAUGAAAUGAAACAAAAUGACCAACGGCAGUCAAGAAGCCAAAAUGCAACCUACCCCGUGUACACUGAAAGUGGAGAUGAUAAACACAUGAAAUAUCAGUCACCUUUUGGACAGCAGGAGUGUGUUUCUUCCUUUAGAUCAAGAGGAUCCAGUGGUUCAGAUCAGAACAGAGUAGGCCCAGCUCUUGGAAUGAAUCAGAAAGUAAACCAGUCCUUGUGCCAGGUUGAUGAUUAUGAUGAUGACAAGCCAACCAACUAUAGUGAACGUUACUCUGAGGAGGAACAGCAUGAAGAGGAAGACAGACCAACUAAUUAUAGCAUAAAGUACAAUGAAGAGGAGCAUCAUGUUGAUCAGCCUAUUGAUUAUAGUUUAAAAUACUCAACAGAAGUUCCACCGCCUUCUCAGAAGCCAUCUUUUACUUUUCCAAAGACGACUUCUGUGCAACUCACUAAAACUGACCAUAUUCCCUCAAGUAGUGGGAGCACAUCAACUCCCUCAACUGGUCCAAAGAGACAGACCCAGCUCCACCCAAGUUCUGCACAGAGCAGAAGUGGUCAUGCACAGAAGACCUCCUCCUGUAAGACUCCCUCUAUUAACCAGGAAACCAUACAAACCUACUGUGUGGAAGAUACCCCAAUAUGCUUUUCAAGGUGUAGCUCUUUGUCAUCUUUGUCAUCAGCUGAAGAUGAAAUAGGGCGUGAUCAAUCUACACGUGGUACAGAUGCAAAUAACACCCUACAGAUCACAGAACUAAAGGAAAACAAUGCGGCUCUGCCUACAGAAGGUGCAGUAAGUGAAAUCACAUCUACAUCACAACACACCAGGACAAAAUCCAGUAGACUUCAGACUUCUAGCUUGUCUCCUUCUGAUUCCUCUAGACAUAAAGCUGUUGAAUUUUCUUCAGGUGCCAAAUCUCCCUCAAAGAGUGGUGCGCAAACUCCUAAAAGCCCGCCAGAACAUUAUGUACAGGAAACACCUCUCAUGUUCAGUAGAUGUACCUCUGUUAGCUCCCUGGAUAGUUUUGAAAGCCGUUCAAUUGCCAGCUCUGUUCAAAGUGAGCCUUGCAGUGGAAUAGUAAGUGGUAUUAUAAGUCCCAGUGACCUUCCAGACAGCCCUGGACAAACGAUGCCUCCAAGCAGAAGUAAAACGCCACCGCCUGCUCAAGGGGUUCAAGUGAAAAGAGAUGUACCUAAGGGAAAGGUACAUAGUACAGAGAAGAGGGAGCCUGGUCCUAGACAGGCAGCUGUAAAUGCAGCUGUUCAGAGAGUUCAGGUACUGCCAGAUGCUGAUACACUAUUACAUUUUGCCACAGAAAGCACACCGGAUGGGUUUUCCUGCUCUUCCAGCCUGAGUGCUCUGAGCCUAGAUGAGCCAUUUAUACAGAAAGAUGCAGAGUUGAGAAUAAUGCCUCCGGUUCAUGAAAAUGACCAUGGAAAUGAGACGGAGCCUGAACAGUCAGAUGAUACAAAGGAUAAUGAAGAGAAGAAGGCAGAGAAGCCUGCUGAAGCAGAAAAAGACAUUCUGGAUGAUUCCGAUGAUGAUAUUGAAAUACUGGAAGCAUGUAUUAUUUCUGCAAUGCCAACAAAGUCUUCACGUAAAGCCAAAAAGCCUUCUCAAGCAUCUGCUCCAAAAAUACCUCCUCCUGUAGCCAGAAAACCCAGCCAGUUGCCAGUUUACAAACUUCUGCCUUCACAAAGCAGACUGCAGUCACAAAAGCAUGUGAGUUUUACACCAGGAGAUGAUAUGCCACGGGUGUACUGUGUUGAGGGGACACCAAUAAACUUCUCUACAGCUACAUCUCUGAGUGAUCUCACAAUAGAGUCGCCACCGAGUGAGUUGGCCAAUGUAGACAGUGUGGGUGUGGGAGCAGAGUCAGGGGAGUUUGAAAAGCGGGACACCAUUCCCACAGAAGGCAGAAGUACCGAUGAUGCUCAGAGAGCAAAAAGCUCAGCUGUGGCUUCUCCAGGCCUGGAUGAUGACAAAACAGAAGAGGGUGAUAUUCUGGCUGAGUGCAUUAACUCGGCUAUGCCAAAAGGAAAAAGUCACAAACCUUUCAGAGUGAAGAAGAUAAUGGAUCAAAUUCAACAAGCUUCUUCAUCUCUGAGUAAUAAAAACCAACCAGAAGGUGAGAAAAAGAAGCCAACAUCACCAGUAAAGCCUGUUCCCCAAAAUAACGAAUACAGAGCACGCAUAAGAAAAAGCACUGAGCCUAAAAGCAAUGUGAGUAAUGAAAGAGGCUACCCAGAGAACAGAGAUGCAAAGAAACAGAACCUUAAAAAUAAUUCAAGAGACUUUCAUGACAAAUUGCCAAAUAAUGAAGAACGUGUAAGAGGAAGCUUUGCAUUUGAUUCCCCUCAUCAUUACACACCUAUUGAAGGAACUCCUUACUGUUUUUCACGGAAUGAUUCCCUGAGUUCUUUAGAUUUUGAUGAUGAUGAUGUUGACCUUUCAAGGGAGAAGGCAGAGUUAAGAAAAGGAAAAGAAGCAAAGGAAAUGGAAAGUAAAGACUGCUCUAACGCAGAACAGCCUUCAAAUCAGCAGCCAAGUAACAGGACUCAAGUUUGUCAGAAACACCCAGCAGGCAGAAGCCAGCCUAAAGCUUUCUCUCAGUCAACUAAAGAUAUUCCAGACAGAGGGGCAGCUACAGAUGAGAAAAUGCAGAAUUUUGCUAUUGAAAACACACCUGUUUGUUUUUCCCGCAAUUCAUCUCUUAGUUCCCUCAGUGAUAUUGAUCAAGAAAACAAUAACAACAAAGAAGGGGAACCUGCGAAACGUACCGAGGCUCCUGAUUCCCAAAUAGAAUCCAACAGACCACAGACUUCUGGUUACGCCCCUAAAUCAUUCCAUGUUGAAGAUACUCCUGUGUGUUUCUCUAGAAACAGCUCUCUGAGUUCCCUUAGCAUUGACUCGGAAGAUGAUCUUUUGCAGGAAUGCAUUAGUUCUGCUAUGCCUAAAAAGAAAAAGCCCUCAAGAAUGAAGGGUGAAAGUGAAAAGAAUAAUUCCAGAAAUACUGGUGGCGUACUCGCAGAAGAUUUAACACUGGAUUUGAGAGAGAUACAGAGGCCAGAUUCAGAACAUGGUUUUUCACCUGAUUCAGAGAACUUUGAUUGGAAAGCUAUACAAGAAGGUGCAAAUUCUAUAGUCAGUAGCUUGCAUCAAGCUGCAGCUGCUGCAUCACUGUCUAGACAAGCUUCAUCAGACUCUGAUUCUAUUCUUUCAUUAAAAUCUGGUAUUUCUCUAGGGUCACCAUUUCAUCUUACUCCAGACCAAGAAGAAAAGCCCUUCACUAGCAAUAAAGGUCCAAGAAUUAUUAAGCCAGGAGAGAAGAGUACACUGGAGUCUAAAAAAGUAGAGUCAGAAAGCAGGGGAAUCAAAGGAGGGAAGAAGGUGUAUAAAAGUAUAAUCACAGGAAAAGCUCGCUCCAGUUCUGAAGUUUCAAGCCAGUUGAAGCAACCACAACAGACAAGUGUGCCUUCAAUUUCACGUGGUAGAACAAUGAUCCAUAUUCCAGGAGUUCGAAAUAGUUCUUCAAGUACUAGUCCUGUUUCCAAAAAAGGGCCCCCACUCAAAAACAUGAACUCCAAGAGUCCCAGUGAAGGCCAGAGUUUGACUAGUUCUCCAAGAGGAGCCAAGUCAUCAGUGAAACCUGAGCCAGCUCCCGUAACGAGGCAGCCAUCGGGACUGAAUCAGAGUGGAUCCAGUAAAGGACCGUCUAGAUCAGGGUCUAGAGACUCCACUCCUUCCAGACCUCAGCAGCAGCCAUUAAGCAGGCCUCUGCAGUCUCCUGGGCGAAACUCCAUUUCCCCAGGAAGAAAUGGUAUAAGUCCUCCCAACAAACUGUCACAGUUGCCAAGAACAUCAUCUCCUAGCACAGCUUCAACUAAAUCCUCAAGUUCAGGCAGAAUGUCAUACACACCACCGGGCAGGCAGAUGAGCCAGCAGAACCUUACAAAGCAAACUGCCUUACCUAAGAGCACCAGUAGCAUUCCACGAAGUGAGUCUGCUUCAAAAGGGUUAAACCAGGCUCUCGGCACUGGUGGAUCAAACAAAAAGACUGAUCUAUCCAGAAUGUCAUCCACAAAAUCUAGUGGAAGUGAAUCUGACAGGUCUGAGAGACCUGUUCUCGUUCGUCAGUCAACUUUUAUUAAAGAAGCUCCAAGCCCAACUCUGAGACGGAAGUUAGAAGAGUCAGCUUCAUUUGAAUCCCUGUCUCCUUCCAGGCCAGAUUCUCCCACGAGGUCCCAACUACAGACCCCAGUUCUGAGUCCAUCUCUUCCUGAUAUGUCUUUAUCCACUCACUCAGCUGCCCAGACUGGUGGUUGGCGAAAAUUAGCCCCCAGUCAGAGCCCUUCUGCAGAAUAUGAUGGGAGACCAGCCAAGCGUCACGACAUAGCUCGUUCUCAUUCCGAAAGUCCAUCUAGACUACUGAUCAAUAGAUCAGGAACAUGGAAGCGUGAGCACAGUAAGCAUUCCUCAUCCCUCCCCCGUGUAAGCACUUGGCGAAGAACUGGAAGUUCCUCCUCGAUUCUCUCAGCUUCCUCAGAGUCCAGUGAAAAGGCAAAAAGUGAAGAUGAGAAGCAACAUGGAAGUUCUCUUCCUGGACACAAGCAAAAUAAAGAAAGCCAAGCACCAGCAAAAGGUACUUGGAGAAAAAUAAAAGAAAAUGAAAUUCCUCAGAUAAUGAACGAUCCUUCCUCAGGUGCCGCAAAUGGCUCCGAGUCUAAAACUCUCAUCUACCAGAUGGCACCAGCUGUCUCUAAGACGGAGGACGUAUGGGUGAGGAUAGAGGACUGCCCAAUUAACAACCCUCGAUCUGGAAGGUCCCCAACUGGAAAUACUCCCCCCGUUAUUGACAGCGUUUCAGAGAAAGGGGGUGUGAAUGGUAAAGACCCUAAAGAGAUUCAAGAAAAGCAAACCCCAGGGAGUGGAGGUGUUCCUGUUCGUACCGUUGGCUUAGAAAACCGUCUGAACUCUUUCUUUCAGAUAGACAGUCCAGACAAGAAAGGCAGUGAAACAAAGCCUCUGCAGAAUAAUCCUGCUCCUGCACCAGAAAUUAGUGAAAGUACUGUAAGUGAGCGCACACCCUUCAGUUCCAGUAGUUCAAGCAAGCACAGCUCCCCCAUUGGUGCUGUGGCAGCAAGGGUGACUCCCUUCAACUACAACCCAAGCCGCAGGAAGAGCAGCGUGGACAAUAGUUCUGCUCGGCCCUCACAGAUCCCAACUCCAGUGAACAACAGCACCAAGAAACGUGACACCAAGUCUGAGAACGCAGACUCCAGUGGAACCCAAAGCCCUAAACGUCACUCUGGCUCUUACCUGGUAACUUCUGUUUAAGUGCAACAAAAGUUAAAUAGAACUGUAUUAUAUACAGCAGCUACUUAGAAACUUUGUUUCGAAUGAAACAAGAAAAAAUGGGGAUUGAUUUUUUUUUUCCUGUUGUUUUUAUUUGUUGUAAAUAGCUUUGAUUCUUGUUAGAUGGUCCUUGUUCUGGAAGCCAUAUUUGAUAGUAUACUUUGUCUUCACUGGUAAUAUUUUGCAGGAAUACCUGAUUGACAGUUUGGAAUAAAAUUGCUAACACAAGUAUAUUUGUAUAGUAUGUUUAACAUGUAUUAGCAUCCCAUCCCAUAAUCCUUUGAAUAUUGCUUGUCAUUGAAGUCAUGGAAUAGUGCAGAUAGAGGAGAUACAGUCAUACUGCUUUAUCAAUAAUUUCUAGGUUACACACCGACUAAACUACAUCAGGGAAGAAUUGGUAUUAUUUAUGCAAAAAAAAUAUAGUCAUUUUAGUAUUUGUGAGUCCAUCUAACCCAAUAAUUAAUCAUGUGGCUGUGAAAUUCACAGUAAUAUGGUUUCCGCUGAACAAGCUUUCCUAGCCUGCUUUUCUGCAUGAAUGGAACUGAUGGUUCAUUUUAUGAAGUAAUGAUUAACAUUUCUGUGGUCACAUAAUGUGCAUAGAUAGUUAUGGUGUAACCAUUUACACUUUCUUUGUGCUCUGAAAAAAAAAAAAAAAAAACCAAACAAAAAAACAACUGUGUAACUGUAAAACCUUGAACAAAAAUAUUUUAUCUGAUUUUAUCUUAAAGUAGGUAGAAUUUUUUUGCUAUGCUGUAACUUGUUGUAUAUUCUGGUAUUUGAGGUGAGAUGGCUGCUCUUUUAUUAAUGAGACGUGGGUCAUGUCUCAACAGAGACUAAAAUGAACAUUUCAGAAUAAAUUAUUACUAUAUGUAAGUUUUGUGUGUUACUUCUGCAUUACAUAAAAAUACAGUGUUUUAUUUUGAGAUGUCACCAUAUAAUGUGUUGUAUAAUGCACUUACACUUAAGGCCUGAUCCAGUAGAAUUCUGCACCUCCAAUAUUUGUUCUUCCUUAUCACUGACAAUGGCUGUUGUAGGAUGCUUUUAACCGCUAUGGGAUCAGGCCCUAGGUCUUCUGUAAUAUAUUUGUAAUUGAGACAGUUUCACACAUCUCAGGUGCAUAACAAGGCUAAAGGCAGGGUAUUUCCAGUAGCCAAGCAGUAUAAUUGUUCUCACGACUGCAAGCCUGAAACAAUAUUGUAUCUAUAAAAAUAAUAUUUGUAAAACAAAAGUUUUUUAAUUGGGGAUAUAAUGUAGAAUGUGAAAUAGUGACUAUAAGAUAAAAUUUAAUUGUAUUUGCUAUCUUUAUGCUUUUUUGUUUAAUUUAUUUUUUAAGAAUUAUGAACAGGAAAAUAUUGCAAGAAUCCCAUAGCAGCAAGAAAUUUGUUAUCUUAGUAGAAAAAUAAUUAUGCACAAACAGGGCAUUUGCUGCCUCAAGCCUUUUUGAUGCAAAUAUAGAUUGUGCUAGAACAAUGCUGAAAAAAACAGAUUUGUGCUUUAAAAAUACAGUCUGAAUUUGGAUGAAAAUUGGUUUAAACUACAAACGUGACAGAACAGAACAUUAACCAUUCUGUGCAUUUUUGAAAAAAACAUGAAAUGGUUUGUUAGUUUUGUUGUAUCUCAACUGGACUGUUCUAAAAUUAGCUUUCUAAAUACUGAAUAUUUAGAACUCAGAAUGCCCUGAUUUCAGGAAGCCCUGAAACAGAGCAAUUUACCUUUAUGGUAGCUUUAACACAGUUGCAGAGUGUAUCACUUCUGUGGCUUUUGUACUUCUGAUAUUCAAAUGAGUCAGUUGAACUCACUCUAAGACGUGCUGAUUUAUGAGUAGAAUCAAGAUACUAUCAGCAGACAGAAGUCAGUUUAUAUAAAAGCCAAUACCAAAAAUACCUGUUGGGCAGAAGUGGUAUCUUACUUGCUCUUUUGUUCUUUGCUUCCUGUGAGAUUUGUUUAGAGACAUGCCAUGUUCUUAUAUCACCUGGUGAACCUGUUAACAAGCAGCAAUCCUCGUGUUAGCAUUUGAAAUAUUUUGCAUAUGGUAUCUUCACAAAGCUUCUAAUAUGAAUAUUGGUGUCCUGUUAAAGAUGAUACAGAGACAGAUUGUGUGAUGUGUUCCAAGUCAGGACUUCCUGUUGGAGUAGAAUACAAAUAUUUGAGUUUUAAAUGAAAGACCACUUUUCUUGUCAAUUAUGUGAUACUUUUUUUGUGCUGGGCUUUUAACGACUAACACAAAAAUACACCACAUAAUCCAGAAUAGUUGUUUAACACCGGCAUUACCUAUUUGUCCUGUCAGUUUAAGAAUUAAAGGUAAACUCGGUCUCAGUAAAGAAAUACUGAUUUCAGUUCAGUAACUGAAAAAUUACUGAAAUCAGUUUUUUAAUCAGAAGGUGAAACCAUAAGUAAUUGCAUGCGUAUCAAACACCAGAAUGUCUUUGAAAAUUGUAGUGGCUUCUCGAGAUAGUCAUGGGGAUACUUCAUGAUCAUUAUAAUUGGGAAGUUUCUCUUAGUAUCCUCAUAAGUAACCUAUAUUUGUAGCAAAGAUGGGCUAGAGAAACUUUCCAACUAUAAGGGUAGUGAUACACGAAAAUAUGCUUCCCAUGGGAGUUGUUAAAUUUCCAUUAUAGAAGUUUUAAGGAGAGGUUUAUGAAACAUCUCAUAGGGAUGGACUGUAGUAUAUUUCAUAUUGCCUGUGUGCAGAGAUGGGCUUAGGUGAUCUUUUGAAAUCUCUUCCAAAUCUACAUUUCUCUGAUUCUUUAUCUAAAAUACUUAGUAUCCACUAAGAGCCUUUCAGAAUAUUUAAAGACAUCCAUGAUGUUUGAUUUAUGAUGGGGAUAUAAAUUUCUAUUCUAAGCUAAACUAUAAAAACAGAUCCCAGAAAUAUAAAAUCAAAACCAAGAAAAAUUAUUACAGUAAGUAUAUUUGGUCUAGGAUUUUUUUUUUUUUUUUUAAUUAUUUCUAGAUUCAUGAUAGAUUUAAUUUAUGCUGCUAAAGAUUUAUUCUUGUUCUUGGUUUCAUUUGUAAGAAGUUGCCACAGCCGGUAAGAGGACAUCAUUUAUGUCAAGGCAAAACAAAAGGAGCUAAGGAAACCAAGACUCAAUUUACUGUUCUUCUGGGAUGCACUGCCUUUCUUUCUACCAAUUUUGGGUAGAACUUUUUGUGACUUGUGCUCAGACUUUUAGUUAGUCUUUGAAUUCGUUUAUCAUAUCCAGAACAUACCAAACUUGUACUUAAAAAUCAGUUUAUAUUGAAAAGUAACUCAUAAAGCUCAUUUCAGACUGUCUUACAGCUUUGUCCUCUUGACGUGAAAAGCGGAAAUAUGACCUCCCCACAGUUUGUAAUUAGUCACUUUUUAAAACGUACCUCCAUUUUAGUUUCUUGCAGUGUGCCACAGUUGAGGUUACUGCUCAGUUUCUGUGAAAGGUCUUCUGACUAAUAUUGCCAACUUUAAAGAGGAACUAAUCUAGUUCUGGUUUUCAUGUGCACUUCUCUAUCAAGUAUUUUCCCCUGAAAGCUUAAAAAUAAUCCUGAAAACUCUGUCAGAUAUGACAGCUUAAAAAUUGAAAGCCUUGCCACAGUUUCCUGAUGAGAUUUAAAUAUUGUUUCAAGCAGGAUUUGGCUGCAGAAUACAAGUAAAGUUUAAGCUAUAAACUUCAGUAAGCCAAGUAUUCUUCAACAUAGACUAAUACCUUUGAUGGCUAUGGGAAAUUGGCUGCUGUAUCUUCUUUGGUGGAAGAGGAGGGAAAGAAAAGGGAUGGUUUUAGAGAUAGUCAUGUUGUCCUAGGGAUGUACUUCCCUGUGUUCCUUAGUAAAUUGCAUAAGCUGCACCAAAGAGAGAACAGCUUGUGCACAAAUUAAUGAAGUUUUAUUUUGAAAGUAUACCAGUAGACCAUGAAACUGCAAAACCUUUGGUUAUCUGACAACUGACUUAUUUGAUGGCUGGUAUUUCAUAGCUGUCCAUCCCCCUGUCCCCUUAACAGAAGUGGGUAUUACCAAGGAGAUAAGUGUAUUAGUGUCUUUAUUCUUAAAGAUAGAGAUCCAUGCUAUUUCUAGAAUUGGAGGAAUGGGAUGUGCUGUUGAAAGAAGUUUUCUUCUCCAUUGCAUGCUCUUGGCUGUGAAUCCUGGCUCUCAUGUGACCUCUCAGGAGACUUGCUCACUUCUUACCUCCCCCCCAAUGGAGGCAGUAAGAUUAGAGCUGCAUUUAGUAUGAAUUUACUCAUUGCUUAGUUGGACAAGUGCCAUCUGAGCCAGCAGAAAAAAAAUUACCAGCUAGGGCUGGUUGAAAGAGGUUGGAAUGGUUUCUUUUAUGCAUGGUCAGUGGGUUGGAUCAAGCCAUGGCAGGCAAUUCUAAGCCAGUUGCAGAACUUCACCCUUUUUGACACAGCAAAAGCAAGUUGAAGUUGGAUUUUUUUUUUAAACUCUGAACUUCUACCUAAUGGCCCCUAGUACUUUGCAUUUAAAUACGUGACCUUUGGGUAAGUUCUUUUUCCUGGACAUUCUGACAACUGACUUCAGAAGUAUUACAUAAGUGUAUAGAUGUGGGAAAGAAAUAUUUCUUCAUCAGAAAUAUCCGAAGAAAAGAAAGAGUCUACCAUAUGUAGAAUUCCAGGGGACAGUUUUUAGAUUUGCAGUACUGAAUCCAAUGUAGUAAAUCCUUCCAGUAAAAAGAUUAAUUGCAAAUACUUGUUUUCUAGAGGGGGCUUGAAGAGGGAGAACAUCUCCAUUCCUUGAUGAGGUCAGUAUUACUUGUAGGCAUCCCUACAAGUAAUUCCCAUCUGGAAAAUGCUUAGGUGGACUCCCCUUACAAGCUCUUCAACAAUCCUGUUGUUACUAGAUGCCUCCCAAAAUGUAUUUUCUUAUCUAGCUUUCAUGAAAUGGUACAAACAGCCAUAAGAGCGUCACUAACAAUCGUAUGUAGACUUACACCUAAACACAACUUCAUGCAUCUACUGUAAUGCCUUGCAAAGUUGCAUCCACCUAUCCAACAGCUUUGUUCUUGAUGAGAUGUGUGAUUUGGAUGAAGCUGUGAAUCAGAAGUGAAGUGUCAGUUAAUGUGAAGCAUGACCUUCUCCAUGCAUUUAAAUCUUCAAGGACCUUCUUAAUACCAAAUUACCCAAGUGUAUUCACUCUCUGGUUCCACAGCCAUCUCCUUUGCACUUUUACAUUUAACCAGAAGAGAUGCCCACUUUUAAUUUCAUUUGAAAUCAUGUGUAGAAAUAAGAUUCCUGCAGCAUAGUUUCCUAUAUGCAGAAUAACAGUUUGUAUCUGUAAAUGUGUUUAUAGAGAAUGUUACGUAGUUAAGGUUGAGUUUUUAGUCAGAAUGGCAAGUUAACUGGUUACGUGUUGUGUUUGGUUACAUAUUGGAAGUGCAAGGGAAUUUGGUGUGGUGCAGAACAGCUUUAAGAGUUCACAACAGUAAUUAAUGCAGGUGUCAAUCAAUAUGUGAUGUCAAGAUGAAUUUCCUGCUCUUGAGUUUCAGUUUACCAGAAGUGCUGUUUACUUACUCUAAGCCUGGGUAACGCCUCCCUAGUGUAGUUUUGCAAAUCACCUUUCUUAGGAAAAUUCCACAUAGUUACAGGCUUAUAAAUACUUGUGAGUUUUUGCCACUUCAGGAUUUCAGGAAAUUACUCAAAUUUUGCUGUUUGUGGAAACAUCCUUUGCUUGAGUGGCUGUGGAAUUGCAAUUAGGAUUGCAGGAAGGUGUAGCAGGAGCUGGUUCACUCAGUAAAAUGCACUUCUGUCCAGACCUCAAGCCAUACAUACAAACAGUAUCUAAUGCCCUACUUUUUGGUGGGAUGUAACAUGCAUAAAGCUUGUGCUGGUUCUCUGCAAGCAGAUUGUCAUCCUGUGAGAUCAGAUGCAUUUUCCCACCUGUAAAUGUUGUUUCUCUUGAACAAACUCAGCCCACAAUUAUAUUUCCUUCAGUUUUGUUGUUUGCUUCUGCCUGGGAUGCAUUACUGUUUAUAUCCUAACUCUGUAAUUAAUUCUUUCUUCAAUUAUUCUAAUGUAUUUUGUUUCACAAUAUACUUAUUCUGAAUUUAGUCUUGCUAUGCAUAAUUUAUUUAUUACUUGCAGUGUUAUAUAAAAUUUCCUCCUGAUUGCA